UGGGUGGGCGCGCCGUCUAUCCCUCCUCCUGCCACGCCCCUUUCUAUCCUUACAUUUACUGUGUAGCAAAAGAGAAAGUAACUAUGUUGCAGCAAGAGAUCAAUGAAGCUCAGUGAAUGGGGGCUUAAUGCGUAAAUCGAUAGCCUCAGAAGAGCGCCAGAUGCUGGAGGGAAAUAUUCAUUUAUGAAAGAGAGCUUGAGUUCCUUUUGACUUGCCAUUCUCAGCCUCCUCAUGCCUCCAUCUCCACUAGACGACAGGGUAGUAGUGGCACUUUCAAGGCCCGUAAGACCUCAGGAUCUCAAUCUUUGCUUAGACUCCAACUACCUUGAAUCUGCUGCUUCUGCCAGCGAGAGCCACACCAGUCUCCUCAGCACAGCUGUUGUGUCCCUCAAGGCUGCUAAUCUCACGUAUAUGCCCUCAUCCAACGGCUCUGCCCGCUCCUUGAGUUGUGGAUGCAGCAGUGCCAGUUGCUGCACUGUGGCAACUUACGACAAGGACAAUCAGGCCCAAACUCAAGCAAGCACCAGCAGCACCUCUGCCAACGUAGGAACCUCGACCACUUGCCCUGCUACCCAAAUGGUCAACAACAAUGAGAACUCUGGCCCUCUGAGUCCCUCAAGUGGUGUGGGGAGCCCCGUCUCGGGCCCGACGAAGCAAUUGGCUAGCAUCAAAAUCAUCUAUCCCAAUGACUUGGCCAAAAAGAUGACCAAAUGCACCAAGAGCCACCAAGGGCCCGUCAUCAUUGACUGUCGGCCUUUCAUGGAGUACAACAAAAGCCACAUCCAAGGGGCUGUCCACAUUAAUUGCUCUGAUAAGAUUAGCAGGAGAAGGCUUCAGCAGGGCAAGAUCACUGUCUUGGACUUGAUCUCUUGCCGGGAAGGCAAGGACUCCUUCAAGAGGAUCUUUUCCAAAGAAAUUGUUGUUUAUGAUGAGAAUACCAAUGAGCCAAGCAGAGUAAUACCUUCCCAGCCAUUGCACGUAGUGCUGGAGUCUCUCAAGCGAGAAGGCAAGGAACCAUUGGUUCUCAAAGGUGGACUCAGCAGUUUUAAACAGAACCACGAAAACCUCUGUGACAACUCCCUCCAACUCCAAGAGUGCCCUGAAGGAGGAGGAGGUGGCGGCGCCACUGCAGUGACCUCUACACUACCUCAGUCCAUCCCGACUACUCCAGACAUCGAGAAUGCAGAGCUCACCCCCAUCUUGCCCUUCUUGUUCCUUGGAAAUGAGCACGAUGCUCAAGACUUGGAGAAGAUGCAGAGGCUGAACAUCGGCUAUGUAAUCAACGUGACCACCCACCUCCCACUCUACCAUUAUGAGAAAGGCUUGUUCAACUACAAGCGGCUCCCAGCCACAGACAGCAACAAGCAGAAUCUCAGGCAGUACUUUGAGGAGGCUUUUGAAUUCAUUGAGGAAGCUCACCAGUGUGGGAAAGGUCUCCUUAUCCACUGCCAGGCUGGUGUGUCCCGCUCUGCCACAAUAGUAAUUGCUUACCUAAUGAAGCACACACGCAUGACCAUGACUGAUGCCUAUAAAUUUGUCAAAGGCAAGCGACCAAUCAUUUCUCCUAACCUUAAUUUUAUGGGGCAAUUAUUGGAGUUUGAAGAAGAUCUAAACAAUGGAGUCACACCGCGAAUUCUUACACCAAAGCUGAUUGGGGUAGAGACGGUUGUGUGAUGGAAACAACGCACAUGAUGAAGAGACUAUCGUAUUCCUCACUCGACAUAGAUUUGGGAAGCUUGGGGAUUUUCUUUUUAGCUUUAUUGGGAGGGAGGGCGGUUAUAAGACAAACUCUGGACAAAAACCUUCUUGAAGGAAAGAUUUCGAAAAUACUUCACAUGUUCAGUGGAAUGCCAUUGCAAGCCCCUUCUCCAAAACUGGAUGAAGGACAGAUGCAUAAAAAGAAGCGAGUUUUAAAAAACGAAGUGCGGGUGUGAGAGAACUGGAUGCUAUAUAUAUAUAUGUAUAUGUAUAUGUACAUAUGUAUAUGUAUAUAUAUGUAUAUAUAUCCAUUUUGGCAAUUCAGCUACUUGUAGAGAUUAUAACUAAGUAGUCUGUGCGGGUUCAUAGACCGAAGACAGCUAUAUUUCAAAAAACAAAACACAACCAGCCAAAACAGAAGCAAAAAGACAACAAAAUCUAUGGGCCUUGAGUUUGCAGAGGCUUUGCUUAUGAAAAGCUAAGCAAAAUGCUUGCUGGUGCAAAGAAGAUCAGAGCAGCUUCCACUAUCUGCAAAACACGUCUUGCCCUCUUGACUAGAGAAAAUCUUUUUAUUUGCCGUGUUUCAUCUUCCGGUACUAUUUUUCUAUUUGGGGCUUGGGAGGGGGGAAUUUUAACACCAAGGGACUUGAUCAUUUUAUGCCAUAUGCCUUUACUGGCUUCUUGUGCAAUAAUAGUUUUGGGGAAUGGAGAGAGUUUAUUUUGAGCAUUCAAACCAGUUACAGCUGCCCAGUAAUAAUAAUAUUUUUUCAAAAACAAUAGUGCAAAGGUGGCUGGCUUGAUUUAGAAGGAAUACAACAAAAGCAAUUAUUUUUUUCCCCUUUUCUGAUUCUGGUUCCAGUGCCAUAAACCUUGUUACAUAUGUAUAUCAGAAUGUACAAAGAUCAAGAACAAGCAAAGUUUAUUUAAAAUAUUUUUUCGCACAAAAUACUGGUGUGUGUCUGUUCAUGUAAAGAAGUUUGAUUAUAAAAAUGAAAACUGUUUUGGAAA
Molecule: messenger RNA, 2706 nt
Organism: Hemicordylus capensis (graceful crag lizard)
Lineage: Eukaryota; Metazoa; Chordata; Lepidosauria; Squamata; Cordylidae
Gene: DUSP10
Product: dual specificity phosphatase 10
Exons: 4
Coding region: 232-1674 (480 amino acids)
Biological process (GO): protein dephosphorylation; negative regulation of JUN kinase activity
Cellular component (GO): cytosol; cytoplasm
Molecular function (GO): MAP kinase tyrosine/serine/threonine phosphatase activity; protein tyrosine/threonine phosphatase activity
Source: RefSeq, a predicted model, not a curated record